Anthostomella pinea is the source of this 1893-nucleotide messenger RNA. NCBI's taxonomy places the organism in Eukaryota, Fungi, Ascomycota, Sordariomycetes, Xylariales, Xylariaceae. The record is from the annotation of a GenBank genome assembly.
AUGUCGCGCAGUUCCUCCGAUAGUACCGCCACCGAGGCCUUCCCUGAUGUGCCCGACAUCCAGAUCGCUUCGCCAUCGCCGUCACCGUCACCGCAACCUCCAUUUGGGCUCACUUCAAUCACUGCGACCGCGAGCGCCCCGACCGUUGUCCCUCCACCGAACCCCAACCGAGCACGAGUACACUAUGCGAUGAACGUCGACACCGCCGCUAUACCGCAGUCAGCUCCCCACCUGCCGUCAUUGUCCCCAAGCCCAGGCAUACGGCGGCGCAACACUCGGUCCAAUACCUUCGUGACUAUCGAUGAUUACGAGGACUAUGAAAGGCGUCCGGGAUGGCAGCCAGGCGCAGAGCCCGGUCUUGAUCCUUCGAAACCUGAUGGCGGACAGGACUCCAUGCCCAAGCUCCAUGCCGAAUGUCAGAUCACCGUCGUAGACUUCUCGCAGAAUGAUUUGAAGGUGCAAGAGCUGGACAAUGCCGGACUCAUCGACUUCGUCAAGGCGCCCCAGCCCUCGUGGGUCAAAUGUAGAUGGAUCAACGUCAACGGCCUCUCUUGGGAUGUCAUCCAAGCCUUGGGCAAUUACAAAAACCUGCAUAGGCUCGCUAUCGAAGAUAUCAUGAAUACGAGGAAUCGCACAAAGGCCGACUGGUAUGCGAACCACGCUUUCCUCAUUCUCACUUGCCAAAAGCUGGUGCGUAUGAUGGACGACAACGACAGCAGUAGUGAUAGCGACGACGAAGACGACGGCUUCAGUGUUAAGAGUCACCGAUCCGUGCAGAGCGCAGUGAAGAAGGUCAAUCGAUGGAUUACAGGCAAGAAGAGGCAGCAUCCAACAGCCGCCGGCGUACUGGAGAGCGGGAGGAGGAGGAAGAAUCCGCCCUCGACCUCUAGCACCAGCUUCACGCAUCAGCCUACCGGCUUUUCCGACGUGUUCAAUCCCAACACUAUUUGCACCCUGCAGAGAUAUCACGCGGCACCGAAUACUGCAAGGACAGAGUACAUGGAGAAGCACUCGGCGUUGGCUUCUAGGGGCUUGGCUGUCAUGGCCGAACAGGUGGCGAUGUUCAUCACCUCGGACAACACCGUGAUCGCUUUCUUUGAGCAGUCGGCUGACGACGUCGAGAGACCCAUCCUCGCGCGUCUGCAAAGUCCCACCACGAUCCUGCGCCAGUCUUGCGAUGCCUCCAUGGUAGCUCAGGCUAUCAUUGAUGCCAUCAUCGACAUGGCCAUUCCCGUGACUGCGUGCUAUGCUGACGUUGUCGGUGAUUUGGAAAUCGACGUUCUUACCCAUCCGAACAUUAGUCAUACCAAAAACCUAUACAUCAUCAUUUCAGAGAUCAACAAGCUGUUCAGCUUUGUGAACCCUAUUCAGACCCUCAUCAGCGCCUUGCGUGAUCACAAGACGAAGCUGUCGACACACGAGGAGGUAACGCGAGAGCUGCAAAAUCCGCUGAUGGGCGUCAUCAUAACGCCAAUGGCAUAUACCUACCUCGGCGAUGUGUACGAUCACUGCGUCCUUAUCACCGAGAAUCUGAACCAAAUCAAGGAAUCGGCGAACCAUAUGAUAGACCUGAUUUUCAACACUAUUGCGACGUACCAGAACGAAAGCAUGAAGCAACUGACAAUUGCCACCAUAAUCUUCUUGCCCCUGACUUUUCUGACGGGUUACUUUGGCCAAAACUUCACAGGUUUCGGGGCUAUAGACGGCUCCGUCAUAUACUUCUGGAAAAUUGCGAUCCCACUUGCAGUAUUUACCAUCGCUGUACUAAUGCGCGAGGUCAUGUACGACUCGUUUGUGCGGUUCUUCCAACGGCGGCACAUCGUCGGUGUCAGGAAAAAGCGAAACAAGAGAAUGAAGAGGUCACAGAGAGAUAGAAGACCACGGUCGUCGUGA